This is a messenger RNA of Ornithorhynchus anatinus (platypus), 959 nucleotides long. It is a transcript of the gene TMEM69, whose product is annotated as transmembrane protein 69. NCBI's taxonomy places the organism in Eukaryota, Metazoa, Chordata, Mammalia, Monotremata, Ornithorhynchidae. The transcript is spliced from 3 exons. The coding region runs from base 146 to 895 and encodes 249 amino acids. The record is from RefSeq and is a predicted model, not a curated record.
GCUUGUGGGGACGGGGUUGACCCCGCGGGGCUCCGCGUGGCGGCGAGGCCUGGCGCGCGCCUCAGGGGCUCGGCCAAAAUAUACUUAUUUUACGGGUCAUAAAGAUACUUUCCGUUAUCUAAGAAAACCUUUGGGUGGAGCCAGUAUGUUUCAUUUCAUUCAGAGAUGUUGCCAGCUGCCUUUCCAGCUCCAGAAAUUCUCCCUUCCCCUGAUGGAGGGAGCUGUCAGGAGGGUACACCCCUACCCUUGCCUCCAGCCUCUCCAAAAGAACCAUCUCCCCAUCCGGGGGAGAUGUUGGCCAGCACCCCCGGCGCCGGCGUGCUCGAGCGGGGCCCGGAGCUUCCACGCUUCUCCCUGCUGCUUCAAGAAGAAGAAACCUGCCGUCGCCACACCGAAGCAGCCGCGCAUCCUGGGAUACCUCCCCGCCACCCCGAAGCCUGCCCGGUAUUUGGCCGCCGCGGGGAUGAUACCUUUCGUCGCCCCGCCCCUCAUCAUGGUGGCGACAAAGUCUUACUUGCCCAUACUGGCGUUUACUCAGAUGGCGUACGGAACCUGCCUCCUCGCCUUCCUGGGCGGCAUCCGAUGGGGCUACGCCCUGCCCGAAGGCAGCCCGGCUAAGCCCGACCUGAUGAACUUGGCCAUAAGCACCGUUCCGAUUUUCUUUGCGUGGUUCACCUUCAUCCUCUCCGAGGGCCUCAGCGAAGCCAUCGUCCUGCUGAUCGUGGGGUUUGGGGUGACCUUACACAACGAACUCUUCCUUCUGAACAAUUGCGUCAACUGGUUCAAAGCACUGGAGAUAGUCCUGACCUUAGUCAUGGUGUUUUCACUUAUAGCCACACUUCUCCUCCAAGAUCUUUAUCCAGAGAAAGGUCCGAAGAGGCCCGGUAAAAUAUAACAAAUGUGAAACCGUGGUCUUCUUUACUGGGUCUCACCAGAUCCUCCAGUGCCUCAGCUGCCAA